AUGAGCGCGGCGGCGGGCGGGCUGCGGCAGCUGCUGACGGCGGCGGUGACGGCGGGGGCAGCGGAGGCGCGCGCCGCGGUGUUCGGCCACGCGGUCAACCCUUCCGGAAAGCGCGCGGCGACAAAGCUGCUGCGGAAGAAGUUCAUCGGCGAGCAGCUCGCGCAGUGGUACCCCUACGACAUCAAGCGGGACGACCCCAUCGUCAUGGCGCGCGAGGAGAAAGAGCGUCUUACCAAGCUUGAAAUGCUGAAGCGUCGUGGGAAGGGUCCGCCGAAGAAGGGCCAGGGAAGGCGUGCGGUCAAGAGAACCAAGUAGUUGCCUUGCUUCGGAUUCAUUUUACUACUUAAUGCUGAAAUAUUCUGCUUGCUACCAAGUGACAUUCUGUAUUAGGUCAAUCAUUUUGCUACUGAUUUGGCAAUGAGUUUGUUUCCUCUCGCCUGUAAACUGGUUUAUUUAUGCUGGUACUUGGAAUGCACGCAUCAACUUCUAUGAUGAUAAAAUACAGGUUUAGUUUC
Messenger RNA from Lolium rigidum, 515 nucleotides. RefSeq lists its product as uncharacterized. The transcript is spliced from 2 exons. Gene Ontology annotation, cellular component: mitochondrion. NCBI's taxonomy places the organism in Eukaryota, Viridiplantae, Streptophyta, Magnoliopsida, Poales, Poaceae. The coding region runs from base 1 to 315 and encodes 104 amino acids. The record is from RefSeq and is a predicted model, not a curated record.